UCCAAUUAGCUUCCGUGCACUGUCGAUAAAAUAAAAAUGAAAAAUUACAAGAAAUGCACAGAGCCCUGAUAAUAUAGAAAAGAAUAAAAAAGUUCAGGUGAAGAAUAAAAAUAAAAUCUGACAGAAAAUAACAUUGCUAAAAAUAUCUGCACACAAAUGCAAACCAAGUUGACGAGAGAUUAAAACAGAAAAUUCAUUUUUAUAAAAACUGACAGGUAAAAGUCUAAAAUCUAGUAUAUGAAUAUAAAAUAUUCUUCAAAGUUACAAUGAAAAUUAAUUACAUUUCUUCAUCAGCAAUUUAUCACAUGUUCGAAUUUCAUCAAUGAAAAAAUACAAAUUUGUUUGGCCAUUCUUGGUAACUUCUAGGCCACUGAAAGGUCUAGCCGACUGGUUCAUUAAAACUACUUGCUUGUUACGACCUUUUUAACGAACCAACUGUACAUUUCUCUUCUGAUUUAUCAAAAAAUCGUCAAUAUAAAAGUUUUAUAUAUUUUUGUAUCUUAAAAAACUCUAAGAAAGAAAUUAUCUCGUUAGGGCACAAUAUAUAUGUUUUUAAAUUAGACACUCUCAUAGGUAACAUUAAGUUUAAAAUAGCGUUGUUGUGCCAUAAAUCCAGCUUUUUCUUCACUUUUUUCUCUGCGUGGUGCACUUUACGGUCUUAUUUUUUUAUAGAUAUUUGUUACAAAAUAUAAAGUCAUUUAAAUCUCCUUCAGUAUCUCUUUUCUUCUUGUAGAAAUCCUAUGAGUGCAAUAGGUACUAAUUGUGUGAUAUUUAGUGAUAUCCCACUUUCACUAUUCAUUUAUUAGGCUCGUUGUAGGAUAUCAAACAUGGUAAUCUAAAAAGUUAAAUAAAUAUGAUUUAUUGCACCGAACAUCGCCAUUUCGCACUUAUGAUGACUAUAACAUUGAAGUAUGUAAAAUGGACAUCUGCGGCAAUAACGACUGAAAAGUUUGAUGUUAUUGCAUGUGUACCUACAGGCGCAAGAAAACUAAAAGGAGUCAGUUGACAAUAAUUAAAUUUGUUUUUAAAUAUUAAGGAUUGAAUCACUGUUGUUUAUUCAGUAUUGCGUUUGAUCUUUAGACAAUCAUUAACUAAAAUUAGUUUUUUGUCAUAUAAGCAGAGACGUUGAUUUGUAGUUUGCACGUAAAACUACUUUUGGGUGAAAUUUCUUUGUUUGUGUGCAUUUGGUUUCCAAGGCAAAUGGUGUGCUAUUAUGAAACAAAACUUUAUUUUUUCUGUUAAAUACAAAAUACACAAUUUUUAGUAGUUUUUAAAUGCGAAAAGUCGUAAUUAAAAGCAGCUGUUUCUCUCCAGCUGUCUAUUAUUCUUGAGAGUCACUAAAAAUGUACAUCAUUUGAGCUCUGGCUCAGUUCUUUAAAGACCCGUUGAGGAGACGCUAAUCCACAUGAAAAGUUUUUCUUAGCACAAGGAUAGAUUUAUCUGACUAAAAGAAAUCGGUGGCAAACGAGACAGAGUUGGGGAUGGAGCAAAAUACGAAGAAAUCUGAGGUGAAUUCAAAUUUCAAAAGCCAACUAACGGAAAUGGCACUACGAUCUUACUUGGCAAAUUCCACUAUCCAUGGACUUUCAAAAAUUGCGGCAUCAAAACAUUGGAGUCUGAAACUUCUAUGGAGUUCAGUAAUUAUUGCUCUUUUUGCUGCAAGCGUCGCCAAUAUUUAUAGCCUUGCUGGAGAAUACUUUAAGUACCGAACAUAUUUGCUAAUAGAAGAGUGUGCAAAUCAUACGGCUAAGUUUCCCAGCGUCACUAUUUGCAAUGCAAACAACUUUCAAAGAAGUAAGGUUCGCGAUCUGAUCGAGGACCCGGAGGCGCGUUUUCAGCACUUCUUGAACAUUAGCCUUGAUAAGGGAGCGGUAGUAAAUCUGUUGAAUUUUCCUAAUGCAAAAUCUUUUAUGGAUCAAGGCAGUUUUUCAACUGCAAAAGCCACGCAGUCGGCUUCAGAUAUGCUUUUUCUAGAAUCCAUCGAGGGUUGGUGUAGAUUUGGGCAUUUCAAAACUUGCAACCAAAGUGACUUUAAAGAUUAUUUUUAUGGCUUGGAGUCUGGAUUUUGUAAGACGUUUAAUCCAGACGGUAAGUUCACCCAGGUUGUUGUGGGGCCGUAUGGAGGACUCCUUUUAACUCUGUACCUGAAUCAAGACGAUUAUAUGAGGCUCCUGCCAUUUGAUAAUGGAGCUGGUGUAUUUGUGAAGGUGCAUCCACAGGAUGUCUUCCCUUACCCAUCUAAUGACUGGCUUGCCGUUGAACCAGGGACUCAGACACAUAUAUCAAUAGAACAAAAGAUCAUGCUUCGAGAGCAAAAGCCGUACAAAUCUGAAUGCGUUAAUAGGGACGAAGACUUGAUAUACCCAGGCCGUUAUCAUGUCCAUAAUUGCUUAAAAUCUUGCUUUCAUUUGAAACUUUAUGAGAGCUGUGGCAUAGUUGAGGCUUCAGUGCUUUACCAUUUAGAGCAAAAAGGGAAAAAAUUCCCCUCUCUGCCAAGAAACAUUUCAAAAGACCCUGCUGCCUGUGGGCGAGAGUUUUACGCAAAUCUAACUGCAAACAAGGUAUUUUGUGAUUGUCCGUUACCAUGUUACGAAGAAACUUUCAAACUUACUGCGACGAGCACUCAAUGGCCCAGUGAAGCAGACAUGCAGUAUUACAAGCAAGUUCUUUCCAAGGUAUUAAAUCGAACCAAUUUGUCAAAGGAUUUUAUUUCUUCCAAUUUUUUGCAGCUAAAAGUUUACUUCACAUCUUUAAGCUACCAGAAAGUUGUGGAGACACCAGCUAUGAUGCCUUGUACGCUGGCUGGUGGUAUCGGCGGGUCACUCGGGCUUUUCAUUGGUGCCUCAGUCUUCUCAAUUUGUGAGUUACUGACAUUCAUUUGCACAGCAAUUUUUGGUCGUUGUCAUAAACGCAUUGGUCACCUUGAUGGGUAAUCAAGAGACACAGACCUUGAAUUAGCGACCAUCAAUUGGCGACCAGGGCAUCAGAGAUGUGGGAAUGGAUGGAAACUUGAGUAGUUACUGAACAAUGACAUUAGUAAUGAUAAAUUUGAUAGCUUAUAUCAUAUCAUAUCACAUAUUAUAUUAUA
Messenger RNA from Rhopilema esculentum, 3088 nucleotides. NCBI's taxonomy places the organism in Eukaryota, Metazoa, Cnidaria, Scyphozoa, Rhizostomeae, Rhizostomatidae. The record is from RefSeq and is a predicted model, not a curated record.